Molecule: messenger RNA, 4129 nt
Organism: Microplitis demolitor
Lineage: Eukaryota; Metazoa; Arthropoda; Insecta; Hymenoptera; Braconidae
Gene: sl
Product: 1-phosphatidylinositol 4,5-bisphosphate phosphodiesterase gamma-1
Exons: 4
Coding region: 345-4124 (1259 amino acids)
Biological process (GO): positive regulation of epithelial cell migration; phospholipid catabolic process; phosphatidylinositol-mediated signaling
Molecular function (GO): protein binding; phosphatidylinositol-4,5-bisphosphate phospholipase C activity
Source: RefSeq, a predicted model, not a curated record
UUACCAAAUUUUAAUUCUCAAAUUAUAAUUAUUAUUUUUUAUAAUUUAAGUUAAUAAUUAACUUACAACGUUGCUAUAGUUAUUAGAUAAAUUUUAUCUCUAACUAUUUUUAUGAUUAUUGCAUAAAUAUAUUUAUAUUUUCUCGAUCAUUUAUUGUCAUCGUGCAUGUUUUUUUUUUUUUAAUAUUAUCUUGAUAGAUCUCAUCUUUUACAACGAGAUUUAAUCAAAAUGAAAUUAUUGGAUAACAAAUUUAUAAUAAUUAUAUUUUUUUAAAAUGUAAAUUAAAAAAAAAACUUUUUUUGUUUUUUUUUUUUUUUUUAAAUUAAAUAAAAGUGUGAAAAAAAAUGAGUGGAAUAAUACCAGAAAUGGAACAAAUAAUAAGCCAAUUAGAACGUGGUACAGUAGUAACAAAAUUUUUUCAACGUAAAAAACCCGAAAAAAAAACAUUAAUGAUACGUCGAGAAACACGACAAGUAGUAUGGUCAAAGAGUCCAACUCAUCGUCCAUUUGAUGGUUCUGUUGAAAUACGUGAAAUAAAAGAAAUAAUUAUUGGUAAAAAUUCACGUGAAUUUGAUAAAUGGCCUGAAGAUUCUAAAAAAAUUGAAAAUUUACGUUGUUUUGUUAUUUAUUAUGGCUCUGAAUUUCGUUUAAAAACUUUAUCUGCAUCAGCAUUUAGUGAAAAAGAAUGUGAAUUAUGGAUAAAAGGUUUACGUUAUUUAGUACAAGAUACAAUAAAAGCACCAUAUCCAUUACAAGUUGAACGUUGGUUACGUAAAGAAUUUUAUUUUAUGGAAAAUAAUCGUGAAAUGGUAACACUUAAAGAUGUUAAAAGUUUUAUGCCACGUGCUAGUUGUAAAAUAUCAACAAAUAAAUUACGUCAAGUAUUUCAACAAGUUGAUACACGUGAUCGUACUGAAUUGGGAUUUGAUGAUUUUGUUAUUUUAUAUUAUAAAUUAUUAAUUGAUUACACAACAUUUCCAGAUUGGAAAAAAUUAUUGAGUUACUCGUCGACCGGUAAUAUGUUUAGUUUACAGGAUAUUCAAAAUUUUUUAAUUAAUCAACAACAAGAACAACAAUUUGGCAAUAAUAGUAAUGAUGUAUCACGUUUUAUGAUUGAUUAUCUACAAGAUCCACAACGUGAUGUACAAGAUCCAUAUUUUACGUGUUUAGAAUUUAUUAAUUUUUUAUUUUCCAAACAAAAUGAUAUUUGGAAUCAUAAAUAUGAUCGAGUAACACAUGAUAUGACACGGCCAUUAUCACAUUAUUGGAUUGCUUCAUCACAUAAUACAUAUUUAAUGGGUGAUCAAAUAAGUAGUGAAAGUAGCUGUCAAGCUUAUAUCAGAGCAUUAAGAGCUGGUUGUAGAUGUAUUGAAUUAGAUUGCUGGGAUGGCCCUGAUGGCAUGCCCUUUAUUUUUCACGGUCACACAUUGACAACAAAAAUAAAAUUUCUCGAUGUAAUAAAAACAAUAAAAGAACAUGCAUUUGUUACAUCUGAAUAUCCAGUUAUAAUAUCAAUUGAAGAUAAUUGUACAUUACCACAACAAAGAAAAAUGGCUAUAGCAAUGCAAGAAAUAUUUGGUGAUGCAUUAUUAACACAACCAGUUGAAAAAAAUGAAACAAGUCUUCCAUCACCACAUUCAUUACGUGGAAAAAUAAUUUUAAAACAUAAAAAAUUACCUGAUGGCGUUGAUGAAUCAACAUUUAUAGCACGUAGUAGUAAUGAAAUAAAUACAACACAUGAAAUGGAUUUACGUAAUACUGUUAAAAAUGGUAUACUUUAUUUACAAGAUCAAAAUGAUGGUGAAUGGUAUCCUCAUUUUUUUAUAUUAACAACUAAAAAUAUUUUUUAUACCGAUACAUUUUCACAAAAUCAUGAAAUAGAACUUGAAGAUGAUGAUGAUAAUAAUUCAAUAAUUAAUCGUAAAAAUUUAGAAGGUGUACCAAAUGAUGAAUUACAUUUUGGUGAAAAAUGGUUUCAUGGUAAAUUAGCACGUGGCCGUGAAGAAGCUGAAGAAUUAUUACGUCGUUAUUCACAUCUUGGUGAUGGUACAUUUUUAGUACGACAAUGUGUUACAUUUGUUGGUGAUUAUUGUUUAUCAUUUUGGCGUAAAGGUAAAGUUAAUCAUUGUCGUAUUAAAUUAAAACAACAAUUGGGACAAACAAAAUAUUAUUUAAUUGAUAGUAUAUGUUUUGAUAGUUUAUAUAGUUUAAUAACACAUUAUCGUAAUAAUUCAUUACGUAGUCAAGAAUUUGUAAUAACAUUACGUGAACCAGUACCACAACCAUGUAAACAUGAAGAAAAAGAAUGGUGGCAUUCUGAUUGUACACGUAAUAUUGCUCAAGAUAUAUUAAAACGUAUACCAACAAAUGGUGCAUUUUUAGUACGUCCAAGUGAUAAAGAAUUAAAUACUUAUGCAAUAUCAUUUCGUGCUGAAAAUAAAAUAAAACAUUGUCGUAUUAAAUUAGAAGGACGUUUAUAUACUGUUGGUUCAAUACAAUUUGAAAGUUUAAUUGAAUUAGUUAAUUAUUAUGAACGUAAUCCACUAUAUAAAAAAAUACGCCUUUGUCAUCCAAUUAGUCGUCGCGAUAUUGAUGAUUUAACAUUAAAUAAUGCUAUUGCUGUUUCUUCUACUACUGCUAUUGUAACUACUAUUGGUAUUACUACUACUACUACAACUACUACUACUACUACUACUACUACUACUACUACUUCUACUUCUACUGUUACUAAUAAUCAUGAUGAUAUUGAUGUUGAUGACGAUGAUGAUGAUGAUAAUUCUGUUUAUGGUAUUCCUGGUUAUAUGGAUCCAGCUAUAUUUAUUUCAAAAAUAACUGUUAAAGCUAUUUAUGAUUAUAAAGCAAGACGUGAUGAUGAAUUAACAUUUGUUAAACAUGCGAUUAUAACAAAUGUACAUAAACAAGACGGUGGAUGGUGGCGUGGUGAUUAUGGUGGUAAAAAACAACAUUGGUUUCCAGCAAAUUACGUUGAAGAAAUAGAAUCUCAAGACAAUAAUAAUUUUAUUGAUAUUGAUAAUAAUAAUCAUCAAUCUAGAGAUACAUCUAAAAUACUUGGUAAUUUACAAAAAGGUUCACUUGAUAUAACCGGUAUUGUUGUUGAUAUAGCUGUUAAUAAUGAUAGACCUGGUUUAGAAUGGAGUAUUAAAAUACAAAAUCAAAAUAUGUGUACAGUAUUUGAAGCAGCAACAAUAUCGAAAGAAAUAGCAUUAGAAUGGAUGGAUAUUAUUAAAGAAACAGCACAACAUGCAAAUGCACGUGAAAAUCAAAAUAAAGAAAUAGAACGUGCAUGGAGAAUAGCUAAAGAAAUGUCAAAUCUUAUUAUUUAUUGUAGAUCAGUACCAUUUGAUAAUGAACGUAUCAAUAAAAAAUAUUUUGUUUAUAAUGAAAUGAGUAGUUUUCCAGAAACAAAAGCUGAAAAACUAAUUUGUCAAAGUGAACAUAAAUUUUUUGUAAAAUAUCAUCAAAUACAAUUUAGUCGUGUUUAUCCAAAAGGACAACGUAUUGAUUCAUCAAAUUAUAAUCCAAUACCAUUAUGGAAUUCUGGUUGUCAAAUGGUUGCUCUUAAUUAUCAAACAGGUGAUAAAUCAAUGCAAUUAAAUCAAGCUAAAUUUCGUGAAAAUGGUUAUUCUGGUUAUAUAUUAAAACCAGAUUUUAUGUUUGAUGAUAAUUAUAAUGCAUAUGAUAAAAAAUUAUUAAAAGGAAUCGAAGGAUUUAAAAUAAAAUUGAAAAUAAUUGGAGCUAGACAUUUAAAUAAAUCUGGUGGUAAAAGUAUUGUUAGUCCUUAUGUUGAAAUUGAAAUAAUUGGUGCUGAUUACGAUAAUGGAAAUAAAUUAACAACUAAAACAAUAUCUGAUAAUGGAUUUAAUCCAAUAUGGAAUGAAUCAUGUGAAUUUAAUAUUAUUAAUACUAAUUUUUCAUUUAUUAGAUUUUUAGUUCAAGAUGAAGAUGUUUUUGGCGAUUGUAAUUUUAUUGGACAAGCUACUUAUCCAGUUAAAUGUUUAAGAACUGGUUAUCGUAGUGUACCAUUGAAAAAUCAGUAUAGUGAAGAUCUUGAAUUAGCUUCAUUGUUGGUACAUAUAACUAUUAAUAAAUUUAUAAAUAAUUAAAUUUA